GACUUCGCCCCCCACUAUUGGUGAAAGGUUUCAGACGUGCGGAGCACAUGGUAAAUUAUCACUCAAUACUACAAAUCCAGUGUCUUAGUGCAGCAUGCGACUGCUGUCCAAACAUUCCGCUAAAGUAUUAUGAACUGUGCUUGAGUGGCGAUGAAGUUACUCAAGGGACUGUGUGUGUUUCUCAUUUGUGCAAUCGCUUCCGCCCAGGAUAUUGAUAACAAUCGGGAAAAUCAGGAAGAAGGAAGAGGACUUGGUGGCUACAACCAGGAAUGGAGAGCAGUGGAUUAUUUCUCGCCCACUUCUGACAGCUCCGGCUGGGUCCCACAAUCCGACACCGACGACGGAACCCCCAAACGGCGACGGAUCCGGAAACGGAAACGUCGACCCCCCGUCUUCACCGAAGACGACUGGCCCAAAAAAACCAAAGAGCCGUGGGAGGAAAUGAGCGAGGAAAACACCCAAAAAACCAACACCCGCAGACGACUCACGCCCAUCUACGAGGAGAAAAUCCGCGACCCCUUCACAGCGUUACAAGAAGCCGAGGAAAAACAGAAGACUAAAGUGGACGAAAGCUCGACCAAAACGCCCGAUUUGAAGACAAUUCUCAAAAACAGUGGCGGUUUGAGUUUGAGUGAGGUUUUGCAACAGAAGAAUUUGUCGCUGACUGAGUUGCUCAAAGGGAAUCGGGAAGCGAUUUCCGCUCUUGCCAAAGAAGCAGAAACCACGACUGAAGUUUACACUUAUCGCCGGUUGCCGCCGUCCAUCGGCUUAAAGAAAGACAUCAACCGGAAUUUUGAACGCGAAUCCGCCGAACACCUGUCUUCAGACGAGGUGGUUGAAGCACAGCGCAAAAGACUGGCCCUUUUGCACGGUCACAGGGACACAGAAGUGACAGCGGGCGUGCCCGCGAAAGCGGUCACUGUAAGCCUGGACGAAAUUUUGAGUGUUUUCAAGAACGAGUCGGACGGUCCGUUGAAAAUGACCAUUGAUUUGGACGAAAUGACGGUUAAAAAACCACCCGAAACGCCCACAACUGAGCAAUCCGCGGGCAAGAAGCUGAAAAAUGUGACCGCCAAGGAGGAGAUCAUGGAAAUUUUGCAAAACCCGGUCGAGCGUGAAAACCUAUCCCGGAUUUUGCGUUCGCGCAAUAUGACAGUCGAGGAGCUGGUGCAGCAGCGGGAACGUGGCUCCAGUCAGUUGCACUUGGCGGAUAUUUUCCACAACAAAACGCGGGAGCCUGAGCCACAAGAGGAGCACGUUGGGCACAUUAACCCUGCCAGUUUCCGCAAGCCCAAGACCAUUCCCGAGUUUCCGGAGACCACGAAACCGCCCUACACUAUCACCAGUUUCCCGACUUACAAAAUCGAAACCAACAAAAACGCCCUUCCGGUUUGGCGCCAACUGUACCCGUCCUUCUUCCCGGAUGUUUACCAGAACAGUAAUCAGGCUGAUAAGAAAGAAAUACGGCCUACUACAAGUACCGAGAAGUUAGAUUACGAAGAAAUCGAGCGGCUGGAGGAGAUCGAGAACACGUUGGCCGAAGCGGCCAACGGGAGACUCAAAGUGGACGUGCCACAGAACGUGUACGAGGAGGAGUUCCUCAGGAUGCCAGCGGGGGUCAAGUCGGCGAUCCUGGCCAGCUUGGCCAUCAUCGGGCUGUCUCUGCUCGUGUUUUUGACCAUUUUGGUGGUCUUCAAGUGGACGCAAAAGCAAAAACGGAGACUGAACUACAGCGCGGCUUUCGCCGGCUCGAAGAUUAAAUCGCCGAUUUUGGAGCCGGAGCAAAGACGGACUUUUAAGACGUUCGUGUGCGAAACGCUCGGACGGAAGAAGAAUAAUUACUACAAGUCGCAUCUUCACAGCAUGUCGGACUCGAUCUGGGACAGCGAGAAGAAGCCCUACAUGAUCUGAGCGUUCAAACGUAUUUAUUGUUUUAUUUAUGUGAUUUCGUGUGCAAUAUUUAUUAAGACUUUGCCAAGUUUUGUUGUUGUGUAUUUUUAAGUACUUGUAUGUUACAAAAUAAACACUUUUUAGACAUUA
This is a messenger RNA of Tribolium castaneum (red flour beetle), 2040 nucleotides long. RefSeq lists its product as uncharacterized. NCBI's taxonomy places the organism in Eukaryota, Metazoa, Arthropoda, Insecta, Coleoptera, Tenebrionidae. The record is from RefSeq and is a predicted model, not a curated record. The transcript is spliced from 2 exons. Bases 151 to 1911 code for a protein of 586 amino acids.